Molecule: messenger RNA, 1990 nt
Organism: Penaeus indicus
Lineage: Eukaryota; Metazoa; Arthropoda; Malacostraca; Decapoda; Penaeidae
Product: pancreatic triacylglycerol lipase-like
Exons: 6
Coding region: 3-1112 (369 amino acids)
Biological process (GO): lipid catabolic process
Molecular function (GO): lipase activity
Source: RefSeq, a predicted model, not a curated record
GGAUGGAGGGGGCUGUCAGGAUGCGACUGCUCCUUGUCCUCUGGAUGAUGGGCGUGGGCGCGGGCGGCUUCCUCCAGAUGAAAUAUUGCUUCGGGGAAAUCGGAUGCUUCGCGACGAACACCGACUUCUACCACCCUCUCCGGCCCACCAACCCCACGCCCAUUUCCCGCGAGGACCUGGACCUGACGUAUCACGUGUGGAGCCGCGAGGACCAGCUGGGGACCAUGGUGCGGGCGGCGAGGAUCUCCGACAUCCUCAACACCACGCUGAAGGCCUCGAGGAGGACCAAGGUGCUCAUCCACGGCUACCUCGACAACGAAGGAGCUACGUGGAUCUACGACAUGGCUGCCGCCCUCCUGCUGUACGGCGACUUCAACGUCCUGACGGUGGACUGGGGCGGCGGGUCGCGGGCGCUGUACGACCAGGCGGCCGCGAACGCGAGGGUCGCCGGCCUGGAGGUCGCCUUCCUCGUCAACUGGCUCGAGGACCGGGUGGGCCUCCGCCCGCGGGACGUCCAUCUCAUCGGGCACUCGCUGGGCGCGCACGUGGCAGGAUACGCCGGCGAGAGGGUGAUCGGCCUGGGCAGGAUCACGGGCCUCGAUCCGGCAGGGCCCUACUUCGAGAACCUUCCUCCCAAAGUCCGCCUGGAUCCCACGGACGCGCUCUUCGUUGACGUCAUUCACACGAAUGGAGACCCACUCAUUCUGCAAGGCCUGGGCAUGAAGCAGGCGUGCGGGCACCUGGACUUCUACCCGAACGGCGGGCGGCAGCAGCCAGGGUGCAACGUCCCCCUCAGGGCCUCCUUCGACGUGUUGAAUCAGGGCAUCGACAUCAACCACGGUUUUACCCUCGAGCAAAAAGUCGCGCUCACCUGCAGCCACAGCCGCUCCGCUCAGCUCUUCAUAAGCUCUCUGACUUCAGGCUGCGAGUUCCAGGCCUACUACUGCGUCAGCUAUCUGCUCUACAAGACCGGCCUGUGCCAGAUGUGCGGCGACGGGAGCUGGUGUGCUCGCAUGGGUAUUGAAGCCGAGGAGUGGAGAGCCGUGGGGCAGGCGGGUCGGAGGCUGGAACAGAUGUAUGUUACGACUACUGAUAGCUAUCCUUAUUGUUAAGUGUGUGUGUGUGUGUGUGUCAGUUUGCGAGUGUGUGUGUGUGUGUGUCAGUUUGCGAGUGUGUGUGUGUGUCAGUUUGCGAGUGUGUGUGUGUGUGUCAGUUUGCGAGUGUGUGUGUGUGUGUGUCAGUUUGCGAGUGUGUGUGUGUGGAAAGAGUUUGUGUGUGGGAGUUGGUGAGUUCAUGAGUGUGUGUGGUGAGAGUUUAUUAAUGUAGGUGAGAAAGAGUUCUUUUUUUUACUGUUGUUAUGAUGUAUUGUUGUUAUUUAUGCUGAUUUGUUUUAUAUUAGAUGGUUGACUGCUUUGUUGCAAGAGUAAUUGGGCAAGUGUCCGAGGUCGUGGAUGACAAACGACCAUUCGGUGCAGUUCCAAGAGUUUGUUGCUUUAUUGAUAUUUUUGUUGGUAAAUUGAUUAAAAAAAUACUCAAAGUUGUGAUAGAGAAACAACCAUGACAAUAUCCAUGACAAUACCAGUGGAUGGACGUCACACAAAUUUGUGGGGCGUCUGUCUGCAAAUUUAUUUAUUCUUGUUGUGAUGAUGUUAAUGUAAUUCUUAUAUUGCCAAGUAUUUAUUCUCUCAAUCCAUGUACAUAAUUCAAAUAUAUCACCUUAUAGCUGUUAGAUGCAAAAUGUAUUCCUACGAUGUUUCAGCGGUGUUAAAUAUUUCCAAUUUAUUUUCAACUGCCUAUUGUUAAAAACAGGUCUUUACCUUUUCGUUUAAAUUUCAAAAGUGCAAAACUGGGAUGACCUGACGAGCGGUUUCCUCCCUUUUAUAUAUUUUAACAAUAUUUAUAUAUUGCUAAAAGUGAUAUAUUUGUUAUAUUUUUGUGAUUCCCAUGUUAAAAGUGACAUUCAGUCGCAGAUGUACAUGGAAUUCUAAAG